Molecule: messenger RNA, 270 nt
Organism: Dicrocoelium dendriticum
Lineage: Eukaryota; Metazoa; Platyhelminthes; Trematoda; Plagiorchiida; Dicrocoeliidae
Source: the annotation of a GenBank genome assembly
AUGGGGGGGCGGGGGUGGGUGGGGCAGGUUUGUGAGGGGGGGGGGGGGGCCGGGGGGGGCGGGGAGGGUGGGGGGGGGUAUGUGGGUGGCGGCGGCGUGGGGGGGGUGGGCCCUGGGGGGGGGGGGGGGGGGGGGGGUGGGGCAGGGGAGGGGGGAGGGGGGGGGGCAGGAGGGGGGGGGGAGGGGGGGUGGGGGAGGGGGGGGUGGGGGGUGAGGUGGGCAGGGGGGGGUCGUGGCGGGGGGGCCGGGGGGGGGGGUGCGGUAGUUUAA